UUACGAGUCGUAACCGAAGGAAGAGCAAGAAGCGGAGAGAUAGGAAGAGAGAGAGAAGGCUACAGCUAUAUAUUUAUAUAUUCUUUCGUUCUUCCUCACUCUCCCUAAUCUCUAAUUAAUCUCGAUUAGAUUUGAGAUUUAGGAGGAUUAAGAGCGAAGAUGUUUAUAGAGAAGUUUAAGGUGGAGAGCCCCAACGUGAAGUAUGGAGAGCACGAGAUCGAGUCGGUGUAUCACUACGAGACCACCGAGCUCGUCCAUGAGAACCGUGAUGGGUCCUACCAAUGGAUCGUCAAGCCUAAGACCGUCCGAUUCGAUUUCAAGACCGACACCCGAGUCCCCAAGCUCGGGGUGAUGCUGGCGGGGUGGGGAGGGAACAAUGGGGCCACCCUCACGGCUGGGGUCAUUGCUAACAGAGAGGGGAUCUCAUGGGCGACCAAGGAUAAAGUGCAGCAGGCUAACUAUUAUGGGUCACUGACUCAGGCUUCCACCAUCAGGGUUGGAUCUUUCAAUGGGGAGGAGAUCUAUGCGCCUUUCAAGAGCUUGCUUCCCAUGGUUAACCCAGACGACAUCAUCUUUGGAGGUUGGGAUAUAAGUAACAUGAACCUGGCUGAUGCCAUGGCCAGGGCCAAGGUUUUGGACAUAGACCUCCAGAAGCAGCUCAGGCCCUACAUGGAGUCCAUGGUCCCCCUCCCGGGGAUCUACGACCCCGAUUUCAUUGCUGCCAACCAGGGAUCACGAGCUAAUAACGUGAUCGAGGGGACCAAGAAGGAGCAGGUCCAACAGAUCAUCAAGGACAUAAGGGAGUUUAAGGAGAAGAACGAGGUGGAUAAGGUGGUGGUGCUAUGGACAGCAAAUACGGAAAGGUACAGCAAUGUGAUUGUGGGGCUCAAUGACACUAUGGAGAACCUCUUGGCUUCGUUGGACAGGAACGAGGCUGAGAUAUCCCCAUCAACCUUGUAUGCGCUAGCUUGUGUCCUAGAGAAUGUCCCGUUCAUCAAUGGAAGUCCCCAGAAUACCUUUGUGCCGGGACUGAUUGAUCUGGCUAUUAAGAGGAACAGUCUUAUUGGUGGAGAUGACUUCAAGAGUGGGCAGACAAAGAUGAAGUCUGUCUUGGUGGAUUUUCUUGUGGGAGCUGGAAUCAAGCCAACCUCUAUAGUUAGCUACAACCACCUGGGAAACAAUGAUGGCAUGAAUCUCUCUGCCCCACAAACUUUCCGGUCGAAAGAGAUUUCGAAGAGCAAUGUUGUUGAUGACAUGGUCUCUAGCAAUGGCAUACUCUAUGGGCCUGGGGAGCAUCCAGACCAUGUUAUUGUCAUCAAGUAUGUGCCCUAUGUUGGGGACAGCAAGAGGGCUAUGGAUGAAUACACAUCAGAGAUAUUCAUGGGUGGGAGGAACACAAUCGUUCUUCACAACACAUGCGAGGACUCGCUGUUGGCAGCACCCAUCAUCCUGGAUCUGGUUUUGCUAGCUGAGCUCAGUACUAGGAUUCAGCUCAAAGCUGAGGGAGAGGGAAAGUUCCACUCCUUCCAUCCAGUGGCCAGUAUCUUGAGUUAUCUCACCAAAGCUCCCCUUGUCCCUCCAGGAACACCUGUGGUGAACGCCCUUGCAAAGCAGAGGGCCAUGCUGGAGAACAUCCUGAGGGCUUGCAUUGGGCUUUCCCCUGAGAACAACAUGAUCCUAGAGUACAAGUGAACCCACCAGAGAUAGAAAGAAGGUGGCUAAUGGGAUGGAGAAGAAGGGUGUCUUGGCCCUUUUCUGUUGUAUGCUUCUUGUGUUUAUAUGGGGUCUCUUUUCUUUUUGACUUGUAUGGUUAUGUGCUUUGCUUUAGCUGCUUCAGCUUCAAAUCUAGUGGGAACCCCUAUUAUAAAUGGACUUCUUUUGGUGAUAU
Molecule: messenger RNA, 1888 nt
Organism: Elaeis guineensis (African oil palm)
Lineage: Eukaryota; Viridiplantae; Streptophyta; Magnoliopsida; Arecales; Arecaceae
Product: inositol-3-phosphate synthase
Biological process (GO): phospholipid biosynthetic process; inositol biosynthetic process
Molecular function (GO): inositol-3-phosphate synthase activity
Source: RefSeq, a predicted model, not a curated record